AUGUCAAGGCCUGCCGCAUCGUCAUGCCGCCUACGCUGCGGCGGAGCAGCAGACGGCCCCUUCUUGGCACUUGCCCUGCGACUACAUUGUUCAGGAUACCCGCAGAGGUCGGUAUGGUUUCGCGGCCGUGACGGGAAUCGCUGCUCAUAUUCGCGACAGCUGACCGCCGAUGCUGGGGACCCGGGACCACUCCUUGCCAAACUGCCAACGGAGCUGCUCACCCAGGUCUUUGCUGAAGCGGAACCCGUGGAUAGCAUACUCCUGGCCCUGUCCUGCAAAGCACUGCUCGGCAUCGCCGCCCUAUGCCAUCUGACGGUGCCGGAUCCCACGCGGCAUCGACAACAAUGGAGCCCCUCGGCACCACAGGAUCGCGAGCAGACGGGCCAAUGUAAGUGCAUCAACAUGUCAUACCUGCUCGGCCGUCUCCGGCCGCGGGACUCGAGGGGCAGGGUCGACAGGACCUGGAAUCUAUGCCUGGACUGCUGCAGAUAUCGCCCGACCCGCAGGGGGUUCUGGGCGGCGCAGCUGGCCCGGACCGACACGUCGGGAUGGAGCAGGCCGGAGGGCGAGCUGUGGCAGUCUUCGGUCAAGUGGUUCGCGGCCGGGAUCAAGGUGCAGUGCCCUGACUGCAGGCUGGCCGAACACGUGCAGGAGGAGAGGAAGGAAGCGAUGCGAGCCCGGGGGGUAGCGAUGUAA
Molecule: messenger RNA, 696 nt
Organism: Purpureocillium lilacinum
Lineage: Eukaryota; Fungi; Ascomycota; Sordariomycetes; Hypocreales; Ophiocordycipitaceae
Source: RefSeq, a predicted model, not a curated record